UGGCAGUCACAAUUGUCAAUUUGUCAGUGUCAAAAUCUUUGCGUUUUCGGAUUUUGGUGCACUUGAUUAAGGUCCUGUCACAAUGUCGGAGACUCCAGGGCGCCCUAUGAAAUUCCCUUACACAUUUACCGCUAAAAUAGCGCAAUUUCCCUUGAAAUACUACCUUCAAAACCAAUGGAUUUGGCGCUACUGGUUCAUUGGAAUCGCUGUUGCCUCCCCUGUGUUCUACAAGAUUCACAAGAUGGCUAACUCUCCCGAAAAUGUUGCCAAGUGGGCUGAAAUGAAGAGGAAGGAAGCUGCUGAACAUCAUUAAAACAAGACAUUUUGUACAUUAACGUCUUCAAUUCUUACUUUAUUUAAGGGAUAAUUAAAUCUUGUGCUAGUUA
Messenger RNA from Aricia agestis (brown argus), 386 nucleotides. RefSeq lists its product as uncharacterized. Bases 83 to 313 code for a protein of 76 amino acids. The transcript is spliced from 3 exons. The record is from RefSeq and is a predicted model, not a curated record. NCBI's taxonomy places the organism in Eukaryota, Metazoa, Arthropoda, Insecta, Lepidoptera, Lycaenidae.